CCGACUACCCUAUGGCUGUGACCCUUAAGCACCAUAGAAGGGACGAGAAGCUUCCCCUCCUGACCUUCCCUCCAAGACUGGUGGCCGAGCAAAUAAGAGCAAUGGAUGCAGAGCUGUUCAAGAAGGUGCUGCCACACCAGUGCCUGGGCUCCAUCUGGUCACAGAGGACUGAGCCUAGAAAGGGGCACAUGGUAUCCACUGUCAGUGCCACUGUAUUACAAUUCAACCACGUGGCUACUUGUGUGAUCACCACCUGCCUUGGGGACCCAAGCAUGACGGCCCAGGACAGGGCCAAUAUGGUGGAGCACUGGAUUAAAGUGGCCAAGGUAUGUUAGGGGAGGCCCAGCAGCAUCCCUGUGGGGAUCCUUGAAAAAUGCCUCUGCUGCCCAGACAGCUGUCAGGACUGAGG
Pipistrellus kuhlii (Kuhl's pipistrelle) is the source of this 409-nucleotide messenger RNA. RefSeq names its product ral guanine nucleotide dissociation stimulator-like. Gene Ontology annotation, biological process: positive regulation of GTPase activity; Ras protein signal transduction. Lineage: Eukaryota; Metazoa; Chordata; Mammalia; Chiroptera; Vespertilionidae. The coding region runs from base 12 to 335 and encodes 107 amino acids. Gene Ontology annotation, cellular component: plasma membrane. Gene Ontology annotation, molecular function: guanyl-nucleotide exchange factor activity. The record is from RefSeq and is a predicted model, not a curated record. The transcript is spliced from 2 exons.